UAUAAAGCAUCAUGGUCAAAGAAGAUCUCGUCCCAAGGAAGAAGGAUCAAUUCCGCCUUCGCAACUUUAUCGUCUGCUUCCUUCUUUCGCUCGGUUGUUGGGGGUUUGGCUACCCUUCCUCAGUCAUUGCACCUGUGCUUGCUGAGCCAGCAUUUCUGACCUACUUCAAUCUGGUCGACGUCACCACCAGCAAGACGACAAAUUACGGCCAAUCGAUCAUUGGAGCACUCAACGGUGUCUACCAAGCAGGAGCUUUCAUCAAUGUCUUCAUCACCUGCAACUUUUCAGACCGAUUCGGUCGCAAAUGGGCGAUGCAUUGGAAUGCCUUCUUGGGGAUUAUUGGCGGCACAAUCCUCACGGCCUCGGUGCACAUUGCCAUGGCCAUGGUCGGACGCUUCAUUCUUGGUGCCUCAGCUUGGGGUUUCCUAACCCUGACGCCAAUCUAUACCUCCGAGCUAAGCCCAGCGGCCUGGCGUGGUUUCUUCGUCGGCCUCAACGGCUUCAACAUCGCUUUUGCCUACGCAAUCGCAGCCUACAUGGGCCUUGCCUUUUCCUACGCUGGCAAAGGACCGCGAGCCGAAUUCAGCACGUCAAAUGCAACAUGGAGGGGCCCUCUCGGCAUCUACCUCUUCGUGCCAAUCCUCAUGAUUAUCGUGACCAUCUUUUCGCCAGAAUCGCCCAGAUGGCUCCUUAUGCAAGGUCGAACGGAGGAGGCGAAGGAAAUCCUAUACAAGCUUCAUACGGACAAGGACGGGAACACCGAAUUUGUCGAAGAAGAGUUUGCAGAAAUGGUGUCGCAGAUCGAAACGCAGCGCCAUCUCAAAGUAUCAUGGUUCGACAUGUUCACAAAGAAGGCGUACCGAAAGCGUACCUACAUUGCGCUUUUCUAUUCUUUCCUCGGCCAAUCGACUGGCGUCCUCGUGCUCAACAAUUACGGCCCUUCAUUCUAUUCUGCGCUAGGCUACGGAUUGCAGCGCCAGCUCGUCUUUCAAGCGGGAUGGGUUACGGUCGGCUACCCCUUCUGCUUUCUCGGGGCUGUCUUGAUGGACCGUGCCGGUCGACGACCGUUGAUGAUGGGAUCCAUUGCCGGGUGCUGUGUCUGCGUUGCCGUCCUGGCAGCAGCCACUGCGCGCGUCGGAGACAACGGGAGCAUUGCGGCCCUCGGUGUCGCAGCCAUCUACAUCUUCAUUGCAAUCUACUCGAUCGGCGUCGAUGUCGGCGGCAACGUCUUUUAUGCUGAAGUCUUUCAGAAUCACGUCAGAGCAAAGGGUGUGGCGUUGGCUAACGCCGUCUUGGCCCUCUCGGACCUCGUCUACCUCGAGCUGACGCCGACGGCUCAAGCCCAAGUCGGAUGGAAGUGGUUCCUGCUCUUUAUAUGUAUCUCAGCAUUUGGCACUGUUAUUCUCUACUUUGUCCUACCCGAGACAAAAGGCGUGUCGCUCGAACGCAUGGCUCGCAUCUUUGGCGACGAAGAGGGAACGGGAGAAGACACCGAAGGCCCACAAUCGGUUAUCCGACAACAGGAGGAGGGAAGCAGAGGAGGGGGCGUCUCGAUCUCGUCGACGGAAAAAGAGACGCCGCUACAGCAUCACAAGCGAGACGGACAGACUGUCAUCGAGACGAGCGAUCACAACGGUUCGCAAUGA
Messenger RNA from Acaromyces ingoldii, 1646 nucleotides. RefSeq names its product general substrate transporter. Lineage: Eukaryota; Fungi; Basidiomycota; Exobasidiomycetes; Exobasidiales; Cryptobasidiaceae. Gene Ontology annotation, cellular component: membrane. Bases 12 to 1646 code for a protein of 544 amino acids. The record is from RefSeq and is a predicted model, not a curated record. The transcript has 3 exons. Gene Ontology annotation, biological process: carbohydrate transport; transmembrane transport. Gene Ontology annotation, molecular function: carbohydrate:proton symporter activity.